AUGCCUCGAAGCUGUUGUGUGUAUUCCUGUACAAACAACUGUCAGAAUCACCCUGAAUUGAAAUUCUAUAUUAUUCCACAUUAUAAACUUAGAAGAAAAUCAUUGCUGAGGGCAAUAAAUAGGAGCGAUAUCAUAGAUAAGAAUAAGACUUGGUCACCCAAGUCCAGAUAUCAUUAUGUUUGUUCACAACAUUUUAUAUCAGGGCAAAAAAGCAACUAUGCAAACGACCCUGACUACAUUCCAUCGAUUAUGCCUCACAAGCAGAGACCACCGAGCUUAUAUACUCCUAAACGAAAGUUAUCAGGAUUUGAUCGACAUCAAAGGAGGCAAAGAAAAUUGGCCUUGAAAGUGUCUACAGAAACAACGAAAUAA
Hydractinia symbiolongicarpus is the source of this 372-nucleotide messenger RNA. Its product is annotated as THAP domain-containing protein 11-like. NCBI's taxonomy places the organism in Eukaryota, Metazoa, Cnidaria, Hydrozoa, Anthoathecata, Hydractiniidae. The record is from RefSeq and is a predicted model, not a curated record. The transcript has 3 exons. The coding region runs from base 1 to 372 and encodes 123 amino acids.